Messenger RNA from Condylura cristata (star-nosed mole), 1407 nucleotides. It is a transcript of the gene TMEM218, whose product is annotated as transmembrane protein 218. NCBI's taxonomy places the organism in Eukaryota, Metazoa, Chordata, Mammalia, Eulipotyphla, Talpidae. The transcript is spliced from 4 exons. The coding region runs from base 100 to 447 and encodes 115 amino acids. The record is from RefSeq and is a predicted model, not a curated record.
GUAGGCUGUGAAAAGGCCGGUGGGAACGUGCCUUCCUGGAGCACCCGCUUCCUGCCAGGGCUGAGCUGGGGCAGCGCUCACACGCACCCCUCCCCGCUGAUGGCUGGCACUGUGCUCGGCGUGGGGGCCGGUGUGUUCAUCUUAGCCCUGCUCUGGGUCUUCACGCUGCUGCUGUGUGCGCUGUUAUCGCGAGCCUCCGGGAUCCCUAGGUACUCCAUCAUUUUCCUAUUUCUUGGUGCUGUGCUCAUCACCUCAGUGUUAUUGCUGUUACCCCGAGCCAGUGAAUUCCCAGCCCCAGAGGUGGAAGUGAAGAUUGUGGAUUCCUUCUUCAUCGGCCGCUGUGUCCUUCUGGCUUCCCUAACUGCUGUCUUCCUGGGAGCCCUCUUCUUGGUUCUAAUUCAUCACAUCCUGGAGCCAAUCUACGCCAAGCCACUGCGUUCCCACUGAACACUGUUUGAGAAAACCGAGACCCUGUUCUCACCUCUGCUCAGAUGUCACCGAGGAGCAAAGUUCUGCCACUGCCAUGUGCCUCGUGCCCCGAGGUCAGGGGACUAGCCCUUCAUUGCUGGGACAAGUCCCUGGAGUCCUGACCUCCAGAACUGAGGUUGCGAAAUGUUCCCCACACAGAUAGAUUCUCACCAGCGUAAGAGGACACUGCUGUCUUCUUAGCGCCCAGCCCUCGGCUUUUCCAUCAGUGUUGAAAGGGAAAAAGUAACAGCGAUCUGCUGAAGUAGAUUUUCAACCAAGAUGCUAAUAAGCAAUUUGGGGAAAAGGAGCUCUGACUGCUGCUAUCCAGCAGGUGAAGUCCUUUUUGAUCAGAUGUACCCUACUUACUUACAAGGCGAGGGCCAGGGGCAGUUAUUUCUGCCCUAGAACUGGCUCUUACUCUGUGUGGGAAAACAUUCCACACGAGACUUUAUCCAAAAAAGCCAUGAAGGGAAAGAGUCUCUCUGUCUGUCCUACAGCCCCUAGGUAGGGAAAGAAAGGAGAACAAUUCUACAAGCAAGUGGAGGAGAGAAAGGAGAUUGCUGAGGCGCUCAGGAAAGUAGGGCGAGCUGGGUCAGGCCGUCAUGACCCCCAGGAUGCCUGUGCUGAAACUUCCAGAGGCCUGUGCAGGGGGCUGAGCCACCCAGAGGCAGCGUGAAUACCUAACAGGCACAGACUGCCCUUUGUCCCCUCUCCUCAGAGAUUUGCUGAAGGAGCAAGUUUAGGAAAACUCCUUUAUCUUUUUUUUUUAUUCCCCCCAAAAAUAUCCAGCAACUGAUCAUUGUUGUGAUGUGCCAGAUACUAGCAGCAUGGAGAAUAUGUUUUAACAUCAGAAACUACAUUCUCACCCAAGUAUCCUCAGUAUUUCUUUCUACACAGAUGUAAAUACUGGUUUAUGUGCUUUGGGAAAAAAAAAAAAAA